Jatropha curcas is the source of this 2184-nucleotide messenger RNA. RefSeq names its product diacylglycerol kinase 1. Gene Ontology annotation, cellular component: membrane. NCBI's taxonomy places the organism in Eukaryota, Viridiplantae, Streptophyta, Magnoliopsida, Malpighiales, Euphorbiaceae. Gene Ontology annotation, molecular function: ATP-dependent diacylglycerol kinase activity. Gene Ontology annotation, biological process: phospholipase C-activating G protein-coupled receptor signaling pathway. The record is from RefSeq and is a predicted model, not a curated record.
CAACGGCUAAAAAAAUAAGAAUAAAUACUGCUUCGUUUUUUAAUUUCAUUUGGCCGUUGCUUUCUCUGUCUUAUUGUACACUUGUCAAUCGUAAUUAAUUCUGAUAAUCAUAAUUAGUUAUUAAUAAUCAACAAAAGCGCGUCCCGUAAAGCAUUGAAUCAGAGAAGAAUCACUUGACAACGACAAUUCAACAAAUCCUUAUUGCUCAUCAUGUGAAUCUUUAUAUAUUCCUUUUUCUCUCCGGAUUAGGUAUCUCAUAUAUUGUUCUUUAUUGUUCUUUGCUCUGUUUGGUCGACGAGAAAACCGAGGGAAACUGAAGGAAUAUUUGUAGUCGUUGUUGAUUAGUUGAUUUUGAUGAAGAAAACGGAAUUUCAUAAUAGCUUCUCGCCUCGUUCGGGUAGAUUGAGAGAAAUUAGAAACUCGUUUCGUAAUCUCGUAUCCAGAAGUCAUGAAACGAUCCUGGAUAAGAAUUUUUUGGAGGAAUUUUAUAUUCCAGAUUAUAUUCUUGUACCUGGAUCAGAGCCCGAGAAUGCUUCUCAUAUACCUUCAUGUCCUGUGAUUGUGUUCAUCAACUCAAAAAGUGGAGGCCAGCUAGGAGGAGAGCUUUUACUUACAUAUCGUACACUUCUUAAUGAAAACCAGGUUAUUGAUUUGAGAGAAAAGGCUCCUGAUAAGGCACUUCAUCAAAUUUAUGCAAAUCUUCAAACAUUGAAGACUAAUGGUGAUGAAUUAGCUACUGAAAUUGAGAAGAGACUAAGAAUCAUAGUUGCAGGUGGAGAUGGUACAGCUGGUUGGCUUCUUGGUGUAGUUUGUGAUCUCAAACUACCUCAGCCUCCACCUAUUGCCACAGUACCACUAGGAACAGGAAAUAACUUGCCAUUUUCGUUUGGUUGGGGAAAGAAAAACCCAGGCACUGAUCGUUUAUCUGUGGAGUCAUUCUUAGAACAAGUAAAGGCUGCCAAGGAAAUGAAAAUUGACAGCUGGCAUAUUAUCAUGAGAAUGAAAUGCCCAAAAGAAGGUUCUUGCGACCCUGUUGCACCUCUUGAGCUACCCCAUUCUUUGCACGCGUUCCAUCGUGUCUCCGAAUCAGAUUCAUUAAAUAUGGAAGGUUACCACACUUUUCGUGGGGGGUUUUGGAACUAUUUCAGUAUGGGAAUGGACGCCCAAGUAUCAUAUGCCUUUCACUCUGAAAGGAAGUUGCACCCAGAAAAAUUUAAGAAUCAACUAGUGAAUCAGAGUACUUAUUUAAAGCUUGGAUGUACUCAAGGAUGGUUUUGUGCCUCUCUUUUUCAUCCUUCUUCACGGAACAUAGCACAGCUUACAAAGGUUAGAGUCAUGAAAAGCAAAGGUCAAUGGGAGGACCUCACCAUACCUAGCAGCAUCAGAUCUAUUGUUUGCCUAAACUUGCCCAGUUUUUCUGGAGGACUCAAUCCUUGGGGAAAACCUAGUGGGAAGAGAGCGCAUGAUAAGGACUUGACGCCUCCAUACGUAGAUGAUGGCCUUAUUGAGGUUGUUGGUUUCAGAAAUGCUUGGCAUGGGCUUGUUCUGCUGGCUCCAAAUGGUCAUGGGACUCGUCUUGCACAGGCAAGUAGAAUUCGCUUUGAGUUCCGUAAGGGUGCAGCUGACCAUACAUUCAUGAGAAUUGAUGGGGAGCCUUGGAAACAACCGCUUCCUGUUGAUGAUGACACAGUCGUCGUGGAAAUUUCUAACCAUGGCCAAGUAGCCAUGCUUGCAACCCCAUCAUGCCAAUCCAGAAGUAUAAAUGACCCGGCUUCACCUACUAAUGAUCAUGAUGAGGACGAUAAUAAUUCCAGUGACGAAGACAAUGAAUCUUUAGAAGAUAAGGAAGAGCGAAGAAAGUUUGGAGCAGCUGACACUUUCAAAUUUCCUGAUGAUUUUGAUAUCUCUCAGCUUAGUUGAACACCAAACACAUUCUCCUAUAUUUGCUUUUUGCAGACUAGCCUUAGAUUUUUGUUACAUUUUUUUUUUUUCUCGAGAAUUGAUUUUGGUUACAUGUUAAUUUUUUUUGCUUUGGCUGUAGGCUAUAACUGAAUUGUGUCUAUUAGUUCGCAAUGUACAGCCCCACCAGAAAAUCAAUUUUUCAUAAUCAUGGAAUGGAACUCUAUAUAUAUAUCAACCUCAUUAUUAUGGUAUAUUAACAAAUUCCUGUGGCGCUUUAAAUUA